UAAAGAUUCCAUUAGUGUACACACAUCUCAACAUUCCAUUAAACAAAGAAUUAUUACAGCUAUUAGGUGGUUAUGCAUCUCUAUAAAUAGCUCUUUACCCCAUCAUUUCUUCUCAUCACACCUUCUUUUGCCAUCCUAUUCUUACUCUCAUCCUUAAUUUUUAACUCCCAGUUAAUUAAGCACUUCAAAUGGCUGCUAGUGCUCAGGUUGAAUCAAUUCCCACAAUAGGAACAGAGAAUGUUCCAGUUGAUGUUGAGGUGAACACAACCAGUGAGGCUCCAAGGGAAGAAGAUGUGGCCCCACUUAUUGAAUUAGAAACUCCCCAAGAUGAUCAAGAAGAGGCUGAAGAUAGCAAAGAAGUGGUGGAUUCUGAAGCUGAAGAAACAGAAUCAACUGAUACUGAUGAAGCAAACUCAGAAGAAACGGUUGCCGAGGAAGAAGAAAGUCAUGCUGAUGAGACGGUGGUGGAAGAGGAAACCGUGGUGGCUCCGACUGCUACUGCUUAGGUUGUGGUGGCCGGAAUCUGUUGGCACAGAAGUUGCAGGCUAAAGGGUAUUUAGAUUCAAAGAUUGGGAUAAUGGAUUUCUAAUACUCAGGGCCGUUUUUUAGGGGGUUCAAUAGGUUAUCCGGAACAGGGCCCCCGAAUUUAUGGGGCCCCAAAAUUUUAAAUUUCUUUUAGUAUUAUAGAGUACGGAGUAAUAUUAUAUACUCCCUCCGUCCCAAAAUUAACUUCUCACUUUCCUUUUCGGGCAGUCCCGGAAUUAACUUCACACUUCAAAACUUUCCUUAUUUGGAAAAUAAUCUACAUCAAAAAAGUAUCAAACACUGCCAAAUAAUGUCCAAACAGUGUUUAAACAGUGCAAAACAGUGCACUCCACAGUAAAGUCAAAUUUAUUUUCUUAAUCUGUGUGAAGUCAAACUGUGAACUUAAUUACGGGACGGAUGGAGUAUUAAUAUUAAUCAGUACAAUACAAUUAGUAAGGAAGAAAAAUAUAGAUGCAUGUUUUUUUCGUUGGUCCUUUUACUCUUUUUAGUUCUUUUUAAUGAGUAUUCAAUUGAUUUGAGUAUAAGUAUUUGGAUUGAUAUUUUUUUUUAAAAAAAAUAUUAAUUUGGGGCCUCGAUUUUACAUUUAGAACCGGGGCCUCCAAAUUCAUUAGACGGCCCUGCUAAUACUAAAUCUAAUACUGUUAUAGCUAUUAUUGAAGUUACUACUACUCUCAUCAUCAUCAUCAUCAUCAUUAUUAUUAUUAUUAUUAAAGACUAUGUUUAAUUUGUAUUUGUAAUGUGUUUUCUGAUGUUUGAUCAUUGAUGAUAG
Cuscuta epithymum is the source of this 1315-nucleotide messenger RNA. Lineage: Eukaryota; Viridiplantae; Streptophyta; Magnoliopsida; Solanales; Convolvulaceae. The record is from the annotation of a GenBank genome assembly.